UCUUCCAAUCCCGCAUCUUUAAAAAUGGCAUCUCUUCCAAGCGUCUCAGCAACUUCUAAUUUAAUUACAAAUCAACCCCAACAUUGUCCUAUACAGCAAAAUUAUCAACAACCUCUUAGUGUUGUUAAUCCAUUUGCUGAGUUUGGUGGUAUUAUUAUGGAACCAUUGAAUUCGUCCGUUUCUAAUAGUACUUGUGGUAGUCCGCGUCGAAUACUACAAUCAGCGUCACCACCACAAGCAACUAAUUUUAUACAAACACAUCAACAACAUCCACUUCAUUACAAACAAAACAUCUCAUAUCCCUCUUCAUUUCCACAAUUUCUGGAUCUUACGUCAACCGUAGAAAGCAAACCAAUUGUACCAAAAUAUAUUUAUGGAUUGGAUAAACUUAACAAUUCAAAAAAUAGACCGUCAAUCUCUGAUAAACCAUGUAUCUACUUUUUUUAUUUAGAAAAAAUACUUGACAAAAUAUCUUUUUAUUUAAUUUUAGUUCCAAUUUAUUGGUGUGCUAUUAGUUAUUAUGAAUAUGAUCGAAAAGUUGGUGAUACUUUCCAGGCAAAUUCUGAGUUUUCCAAAGUUUUUAUUGAUGGCGGUCUGAAUAGUUCUGAUGGUUCUAGAUUUUGUCUGGGGUCAUUGACAAAUACUGUUCGAACUGAUGCUGCUGAAAAGUGCAGGAUGAAUCUGGGCCGUGGUAUUUGUCUUAUGUUGAAAGGGGAGGGCGAUGUUUGGUUAACUGUUUUAAGUAAAUAUCCUGUAUUUGUUCAAAGUCACUAUUUGGACAUGUUAACUGGCCGUGAAGAACCUUGUCAUGCUCAUAAAUUUGUUCAAUAUACGACUAUUUUUGAUCUUCAAAAAUGUUAUGAAUGCUGGGAACAUAGCAGUUUGGAAAGAAAUGUUAAUAGACGCUUGAGGCAGGAUCAAAUGAUGAGAAGACAGCAACGAUUAGAAUUGGGUGUUCCACUUGUUGGUGAAGGAAGUAAUCAUCAACUUGGAGCAAUUAGAACUAGUGAAAGGAGUGAUGAAGAAACCACAACAGAUGAUCCCGGCGUUGAUGAUUUUCGUCUUUUGUGUACCUUAAAUAUUUCUUUUUUUAAAGGAUUUGGACUAAGUUACCCUCGGCGAACUAUUCAUGAAACGCCCUGUUGGAUAGAAUUGCAAUUACAUCGAGCUCUUCAAAUUUUGGACGAAGUGUUGAAUAUGCACGAUUCGUUUAAUUAA
This is a messenger RNA of Meloidogyne enterolobii, 1218 nucleotides long. The record is from the annotation of a GenBank genome assembly. NCBI's taxonomy places the organism in Eukaryota, Metazoa, Nematoda, Chromadorea, Rhabditida, Meloidogynidae.